GUCCUUCUGCUCCUGAAAAUCAUCGCCCCCGCACUCUUUCUCCUCGUAUUCGGAGGCUUUUUCCUGUGGGAGCCGCAUAUCGAGCUCGCAUUUUACGAGCGGGCUUGGGUUCAGCGGGAGAUUGUGCCUAUAGAACCUCUGGCUGGUUGUUUCAAUAACGAACGCGUGAGCGCGAUGUAUAACGUCUCGGAGCGCGUGUACGGGCCACGGCGGAACGAGGUGCAGGCGGGGGUCUCACUACGCCUCGGGCUCGACUGUUAUGAUUUCGCGGGUACAUUGCGUGCGCCGCCAGACCACGAGCUGGAGGGCGUGACGAACUUUCACUCAUAUUGGCGCACCGACCUCGCGCCGUUCGGGGAGCGCCAGGAGUGGAUGCUUAAGUCGUUCUUUGCGACGCAGCCUGCUGGGCAUUCGAAGUUCAUCCUCUGGUCAAACGGGGACCUCUCGGGGAACGAAAUGCUGCACGGUUAUGUUUCGCGGUAUCCUGGCGCGUUUGAGUUGCGGGUUGCGGACGUUGCGGAUUUGGCGAAGGGGACAGAGUUGGAGGGGAGCGCGCUACUGCGGAGCACAGACAAGAAAGCAUGGGUGGACGGUGAUUUAAUCAGGCUAUUAGUUGUAUGGAGGGAGGGCGGUGUGUGGGUAGACAUGGACAGUCUGUUGACGAGAGAUCUAAGCCCACUGUUGGAGCAUGAAUUUGUGACGCAAUGGGAUUGUUACGACAAAAUAUACCAGCCGUUCAACGGCGCACUAAUGCACUUUCACCAACAUUCGCCCUACCUUUGCGAAGCCUUCCAUAUCAUUGCAACCUCACCCGCUCCGCGCGCCUCAUCCACCGACUGGGGAGCACUCCUCUACCUGAAACUCUGGCGUCGACUAGUGGCCGGCGGGAUCCCACCAUUUAAAAUCCUGCCAUUCUGCUUCUCCGACGGACGCUCCUGCCGUCUCGAUAACCGUCUACCAGAUCCUUUCGCCCCAGAUCCAACUGAUGGACGGUGGACGGGAGGUCUGACGCGAGACGUGGGCGGGGGACUAGACCAAAAACUAAAGAAUGUGUUUGCAGUCCAUCUGCAUAAUCAAUGGGAGAAAGAAUAUCCGAAGGACGGGUGGGUUCGCAGGCUGCUG
Molecule: messenger RNA, 1122 nt
Organism: Heterobasidion irregulare TC 32-1
Lineage: Eukaryota; Fungi; Basidiomycota; Agaricomycetes; Russulales; Bondarzewiaceae
Exons: 2
Biological process (GO): glycosphingolipid biosynthetic process
Molecular function (GO): hexosyltransferase activity
Source: RefSeq, a predicted model, not a curated record